Molecule: messenger RNA, 384 nt
Organism: Boeremia exigua
Lineage: Eukaryota; Fungi; Ascomycota; Dothideomycetes; Pleosporales; Didymellaceae
Exons: 2
Molecular function (GO): gamma-glutamylcyclotransferase activity
Source: RefSeq, a predicted model, not a curated record
GUAUGGUAUUUCGGGUAUGGUUCUAAUAUGAAACCAUCCGUCAUGCAAGGCCGCGGUAUCACGCCUUUGGAAGUCAGAUGGGCAAGAGUUCAUGGGUAUAUCCUUACCUUCGAUGUGUUCGGCUUACCGUACAGCGAACCGUCAAUGGCGAGCAUCGCGCCGUACACAGUGACCGGGGAGAAGCAAUAUGUGCCGGAUGUUUGCGGAGUGGCUUAUCUACUCUCAAGUGAAGACUUCAAGCGUCUAGUCAGCACUGAGGGUGGCGGAGUCGCGUACGAUGAGAUUGAGGUUGAAGGGGUUUCGGCGACAGAGGAGAUUCGGAUGCACACGCUCGUAGCAAAGUUCCCAUGGAGACCAAAUGCUUGCCCCAGCAAGCGAUAUUUG